AUGACUCUUAGCUUCCUUGCCAUCCUCUUUUUCUCUUACUUUGCAUCUACAAAUCAUGCAUGCCACCAAAUUGAGAAGAGCUCUCUCAUGUCCUUCUUCCUAACUCUCUCUUCUCCUCCUUUAAAUUGGACUUCCAUGACCAAUUGUUGCUAUUGGGAGGGAAUCACUUGCAAUCAAAAUGGUUGGGUUACCCAUUUACACUUACCCUCCAAGGGGCUCAAAGGAGGCAUUCAUCCCUCACUUGGAAAUCUCACACAUCUCACCCACCUAAACUUCUCUCACAAUUCACUAUACUGCCCAACUUCAAAAGAAAUUGAAUUCUUCUUGCCCUUGAACCGUCUUAAGAUCCUCGAUUUGAGCUAUAACCUUCUUUCUGGAGAGCUUCCACUUUCUCUACCAUCUAAUAUCCAAAUUGUGGAUUUGUCCACCAAUCACUUUCAUGGAGUGGUUCCAUCUUCAUUCUUCCAACAAGCUAGGAAUUUGACUAGUUUCAAUGUAAGCAACAACACAUUCUCAGGGCCUAUCCCAUCCUUUAUUUGUCUCCAUUCUUCUCCCAUGAUCAAACUAUUGGAUUUUUCCUACAAUAAAUUCAGUGGCACUAUUUCUCGCGGAUUAGGGGAGUGUUCCACACUACAAGUUUUUCGUGCUGGCUACAAUAACCUCUCGGGAUUACUUCCAGCAGAUAUCUAUAAUGCUACCACUCUUCAAGAGAUUGUGUUACCUGUGAAUUUGCUUCAUGGAACCAUUAGUGAUAGAAUUGUCAACCUCACCAACCUUGCAAUCCUUAACCUCUACUAUAACCAAUUGAGUGGUGUGUUGCCCUUCCAUAUUGGAAAGCUCUCUAAGUUGAAACUCAUCCUCCUUCAUUUCAACUCUAUUGAAGGUUCUUUGCCCCCAACUUUGAUGAAUUGCACAAACCUCAUAGAACUACAUAUUGGAGACAACAACUUGGAUGGAGAUAUCUCGGCACUUAAUUUCUCCAAACUUAGUCAACUUAGUAAGCUUGACCUAUGGAGUAACAACUUCACUGGCACCAUUCCAAUGAGCCUUUACUCAUGCAAAUACCUGAAAGCAAUUCGAUUGAGCUUAAACGAUCUAGAGGGACAAAUUCAACCUGAGAUUAUUUCAUUGAAAUCUUUGUCCUUCCUGUCGCUUAGUGGCAACAAAUGGACCAACAUCACAGGGGCAAUGAAGAUAUUGAUGCGUUGUGAAAGCCUCGUAUACAUAACGUUUUCUUACAGCUUUAUAGGUGAGGAAAUUCCAGCUGAUGAUGGUCUGGUUGGUUUUGAUGGAUUUAAAAAUCUUCGAAUAUUGUCUUUGUGUGGUUGUGAGCUCACCGGUCAAAUACCCUUAUGGUUAUCUAAGCUCAAGAAGCUAGAGAUCUUAAACCUGGAUUUGAAUAGACUCAGAGGAUCAAUUCCUAGUUGGUUAGGGACUCUUCCAAGGCUCUUUUAUAUCAACUUAGGCUCCAACUUCAUUUCAGGUGAAUUUCCAAAGCAACUUUGUAGACUAGCAAUGUUGCUAUCUGAACGAACUGCAGCUCAAGUAGAUCAUAAUUACCUUGAACUGCCUAUCUUCAUCCGAUUGCGUGACAACGUGAAAGCUUUACAGUACAAUUAUUUGUUUUAUUUUCCACCAUCUAUUUACCUAUACAACAAUAGCAUAAGUGGCAAUGUACCUACUGAGAUUGGCCAGCUGCGGCUUCUCCAUAAGUUAGAUUUUAGCUUCAACAACUUCUCUGGCAGCAUCCCAGACCAAAUAUCUAACCUCAAAGACUUGGAUACAUUGGAUCUCUCCAUGAAUCAUUUGACUGGAAAAAUUCCAGAUUCACUCAAGAGUCUUAACUUCUUGUCAUAUUUGAAUGUCUCAUACAAUGAUCUUGAAGGACCAAUACCAACAAGCACCCAGCUGCAAAGUUUCAAUGCCUCUGCAUUUGAGGGGAAUCAGAAACUUUGCGGUGCCCUGCUUCCAAAUGAGUGUGGACUAGUUAAUGGCAGUGAUGCAGAUAACAAGAACAGCCAAGAUGUGGACGAUGAGGAUCAAAUUCCAUGGUUUUUUAUUUCCUUUGUGUCUGGAUUUAUUGUAGGGUUUUGGGGAGUAUGUGGUUCUCUAAUUUUAAAGACGGCGUGGCGAUAUAGAUAUUUCCAAUUCCUAGACAAUGUACAAGAUAGGCUCUAUGUUAUGAGAAUAAUGUGCAUGACCAUGAUGAGGAGAAGGCUUAGAACCUAG
This is a messenger RNA of Prunus mume (Japanese apricot), 2229 nucleotides long. Its product is annotated as receptor-like protein 6. Gene Ontology annotation, molecular function: protein binding. The record is from RefSeq and is a predicted model, not a curated record. NCBI's taxonomy places the organism in Eukaryota, Viridiplantae, Streptophyta, Magnoliopsida, Rosales, Rosaceae.